ACAAGUGAUUGCUUUUCUUUCUUCAUUUUUGGAAGCCCUGCCUACCACACGGUCACACUGUACAUCGCAGUUCUUGAUGGAUGAAGAAAGCGAACCAAUUCAGCCCCAAGACCAGAGCUGCUGGGCCAGUCUGCCCGAUGUGUGCCUGCACCGUGUUUUCUGGUGGUUGGGAGACAAGGACAGGUCCAGGGCGGCCCUUGUCUGCAGAAAAUGGAACCAGAUGAUGUAUUCAGCUGUCCUCUGGCGGUACAGGACCAUAACCUUCACCGGGAGACCUUCCAGGGUACAUGCUUCUGAAUUCCAGUCGGCUCUUUGGUACGUUAAAAAAUUUGGUCGUUAUCUGGAACAUCUGGAGAUCAAAUUCCUGAACCCUUACAACACGGUCUUGACCAAGAAGUUCCAGGUCACCAUGCGAGGCCUUCUCUCAUGUCUGGGCAAGAGCAACAACCGUCUGAAAUAUCUUUCCAUCCAGCACCUGGAGCUGGACCGCCUGGUAUGGAGGAACAGCAUCAGGAGCUCAUUCAUCAAGAGCUUUAGUUUCUUCUUAAAGAAAAUGGGCAAGUACCUAGAUCACCUCAACCUCAAAGGGGCCAGGAUGACCUUGGAGCAAGGCUGCCAUGUUCUCAACUCCCUGAGCUACCUGAGGAACAAGAACAUGAUUUCAGAGCUCAACAUUGAGGAUUACUUCAGCCAUCACCUUGCCAUCUACAGCAGCCCUCAGUUCAACAACACCAUGGCCACGUUCCACAAUCUGGCAUUGCUGACCCUCAACUACAACUGUAUCUCUGACGAGCUGCUGGAGACCUUGUGUGAGAACAGUGGCAGUACUCUCAGGACCAUAAACAUCAAAUGCCACAUCCAUGACCCCCACGGACAGGUUGUCUGGGGCAUGUCCUGGGCCAAGUUAGCCAGUCAGGCUUCCAACCUGAAGGUGAACUUCUUCUUUGAGCGAGUCAUGAAGUAUGAGCGCUUGGCCCGGAUCCUCUUGCAGGAGAUCCCAGUCAGAAGCAUCAGUUUGAGAAGCUGUUAUUUCAGUGACCCCGACUGGUCCAUGCGGCCCACUCUCAUGGAUCUCCUGCCCACCUUUCGGCACACCCUGCAGAAAUUAACUUUUGAAUUCAACAACAACCAAGAGUCGCUUGACGAGGAACUGCACCUCCUCAUCUUAUCCUGCAGGAAGUUGUUUUACUUCAAAAUCUGGGCUUUCCUUGAUGUUAAAUUUGUGGAACGGAUCCUGAAGAGUCAGGAAGAGGGGCAGUGUGCCCUGCGCACACUCAAGGUGAGAAUUUAUACAAACAGAUAUGAGACAAAUGAAGAGGACAGGACCCUGCGGGAAAUUUACAGGAAGUACAGAAGGUUGAUCGAUUCAGAGCUGAGCUAUUUCGUCAUCGCUUACCCCAUGAUGUAAUGAGCGCUCUCCAGAGGAAAAAAGCUAGCAGCACUUUGAACUUGAAAAUCCGGUUCUCAUAAAACUACACUUGGGGCACCCCCCGCCCUUCUCCUCUCUCUCCUUUCUUUUAGCCAAUUCCACACCAACAUGAACAGCCCAGCAAAGGCUGGGACUGCUGGUGACAUGAAGGCCCCAGGUGAUUUUAAAGUGCUAUCUUUACCAAC
This is a messenger RNA of Carlito syrichta (Philippine tarsier), 1614 nucleotides long. It is a transcript of the gene FBXO39, whose product is annotated as F-box protein 39. NCBI's taxonomy places the organism in Eukaryota, Metazoa, Chordata, Mammalia, Primates, Tarsiidae. Gene Ontology annotation, molecular function: protein binding. Bases 77 to 1408 code for a protein of 443 amino acids. The record is from RefSeq and is a predicted model, not a curated record. The transcript has 3 exons.